AUGGAUUCGCGUCAGGCCCUAGCUUUUAUAAUUGUGCAUAAUAUUGUACAAAAACGAAAGCUAAAAGAAAAAAGAAAAAAGAAAUGUUGGGUUAGGAAAUGGGUGGACCGUCGAAGUGACUUGGGAGCCGCUUCAAAUCUUGUAAAUGAGCUUCGGUUGGAGGAUGCACAGCAGUUUAAAAAUUUUAUUCGGAUGUCUGCAGUGCAAUUUGAAAUGCUUUUGGAUUUAAUAAAACACCAGAUUGUCAAGCAAGAUACACAAUUGCGUGAAGCGAUUCCUGUUCAUGACAGAUUAAUGGUCACCCUCCGUUUUUUGGCUUCAGGUACGUAUGUGGUUUUAUAUAUAUAUAGUAUGUUGUAA
This is a messenger RNA of Macrosiphum euphorbiae (potato aphid), 360 nucleotides long. The record is from the annotation of a GenBank genome assembly. Lineage: Eukaryota; Metazoa; Arthropoda; Insecta; Hemiptera; Aphididae.